Molecule: messenger RNA, 1467 nt
Organism: Eublepharis macularius
Lineage: Eukaryota; Metazoa; Chordata; Lepidosauria; Squamata; Eublepharidae
Gene: CFAP126
Product: cilia and flagella associated protein 126
Exons: 5
Coding region: 22-1005 (327 amino acids)
Biological process (GO): cilium organization
Cellular component (GO): ciliary basal body
Source: RefSeq, a predicted model, not a curated record
CAAACCAUCGAAGAAGCCAGCAUGGCAACGCAUUACAGUUCUGGCCAGUAUGAGGAUGCCUAUGCUGCCCGGAACUCGCAAAACUGGAGUCGUCCCCGAGUGUUUAAGCAGCACCCUUCCGCUAGAGAAGGCUACUCUCAAUUCAUAGCCAAUGACAGAGGACAUCUACUCCCUUUGGUCCCACGCUCAAAGGCUUCCCCGUGGGGCACUUACAUGAGCACCUGGGACAUGCCGUUGAGAAUUCCUCCUGCCAAAGUGAGCCUGACGUCCCGUUCCGUGGCUGCAGCGGAUCACCUCACCGAGUGGAUCAAUAAGUCCAAGGCUUUGGGAGACGCCUGCAACGGGCUGAUCCCAGAGAUCACUGGCAAGCCGAGCGAACCGAAAGAGACUUCCGUCAAAGCCGUCCGCCCCACCAGAAAAGGUGAGCAGCGCCCCGACUCGGCUGCCAAAAUGCCUGCCCAAGGAGAGAUCAAGUAUAGAGGAGCCGCCAUCCCCGAAGGGCCCCUCUCACGCCAACCUGGCUGUAUCGAUGUCCGACUCAAAGAAGACUCUUCGCAAGACAUCGAGGACGCCAAGGAGGUGAAGCGCAGAAGUGCCAGCGAAAUCCCACUCUCCCGCCAGCCGGGCUCCAUGGAUGUCCGUCUCAAAGACACCACCCCAACCCCCAAAGCACCAGCCCUCAGCCGUCCCAGCUCACGAGAGCCCACUCCCAGGAGAGCCACCUCUGCUGAGACCCCCCCUUCAAGCCGGCCCAGGUCGCUGGACGGGAAGCCCAAAGGGGUCAGUACCCCCGAGCUCUUGGUUGCGUGCCGCCCAGGAUCUAUGGAAGCCAAUCAUAAGAACGGUCCUUUGCCCGAGACCACGGCAUCCAGUCGGCCCACUACGAAGGCGAGCUGCGCCUCGGCGGUUCAGAAGGCCCCUACGGAAGUGGAUGAGGACCCAAGAGAAUCUCCCCAGCGGGAAGGCCCUGCAAGACCUCCAACGUGCCUAGCGCCAUCUUGUUAAAGAGCCCUCUGAAGGUCAAAUCAAAAAUUCUAUUACCAACGACUAAAACCAGCCUUUUUGCUCCCACUUUUCAAGCCAUUCUAGGUUUUUCUCUCUCUCGUUCUCUUUCUCUUUUCCCCCUUCCCCAGCCAGACUCAGUCUCAAGGCAUCUACAUUUCCGGUCUCACCACAUCCCAGAUUUCCUUUCUCUUUUGCAUUUACGAGCUAGCACCUUCCAUCCAGACAAGGGCAGUCCUGCCUAGCAGUGAAAACCACGCCAUUCUCAAUUUGUCCCCACUCACCAAAAAAGGGAGGGAAUUACUGCCCAGGAGACAACACACCUGAUGGGACACAGGGCUAUUGAUACAUCCUGAGCUUUCCGAUGAAAAAGAAGAAAAAAAACACAGGGACCACUGUUGGGAGGGACAGUGCCGUCAUACCUAACUGGUGUUUUCAUGGUAAUAGACACUAAAUAAAGCUAAC